This is a messenger RNA of Dendrobium catenatum, 1263 nucleotides long. RefSeq names its product probable transcription factor KAN4. Gene Ontology annotation, molecular function: DNA binding; DNA-binding transcription factor activity. Bases 112 to 615 code for a protein of 167 amino acids. The record is from RefSeq and is a predicted model, not a curated record. Lineage: Eukaryota; Viridiplantae; Streptophyta; Magnoliopsida; Asparagales; Orchidaceae. The transcript is spliced from 4 exons.
UCUAAAUCUAGGCAAUUUACACGCGAUACAUAUUCCUUACCUAAACCUGAAGCUUUUGCAUAUUUUAUCAAAGAAGAACAGGAAGAAGAUUUAGGCUAUAAGAGGUUGAAGAUGAUGAUGAUGAUGGAGGUCAGUGAGAAGAGAAGGGUGAGACAAUAUAACAGAUCAGAAGCUCCAAGAAUACGAUGGAGUAAUGAACUGCACAACCGUUUUGUUAGGGCAGUGGACUCUCUUGGUGGACAAACCAAAGCAACCCCAAAGCGCAUUCUUCUGUUAAUGGGUGUAAAUGGACUGAACAUAUCUCAUGUCAAAAGCCAUCUUCAGAUGUACAGAUCCAUGAGCAACAGCCAUUCAGACCUCAGUAACUUCCAGUUUUCCAAAGGCCACUGCUUGCAAAACAUAUCUGAUCAAUGCAACCAUAACUUCCUUGAGGAUUCAUGGAAGAAGUCUACUUCAAACUCCAAAAUCUACAGCUCAGCUUCAAAUGGAAUGCUGAUGGAUGAAGCUAUUUCGAAGAAAGGUGAUAGAGAUCAAGGCAGUAAACAAAAGAAGGUUAGCUGUUUCUUUUUACUUUAUUCCAACCAGCUUUGCGUUGCAUGUGCUAGCUUUAAAUGAGGAGAAAUUAUUACAUACGGUCACAGGACGGUUCAGAGGCUAAUUAGGACGCUCCACGUCAUCCGAUAUACGACGGUACACUGUGUUGGUGAUAUUGCAUGUCCUGAUUGGCCUCCGGAAAACGUCCAGUGACCGCACGUAAUAAUGUGCUUAAAUGAGGCAUUAUUAACUAGGCUUCGUUUGGGACGGCUUUCUUGCUGCUUUUUAAAACAGCUUUUUAAUUUAAAAAUUAAAUAUUUUAUAUCAAAAAGUUGCUUCAAAAGACAAUAAGAAAUUCGUCUCAAAUGAAACCUAAAACAUAUAGCAUGGCUUAUGUAAUAUAAAUCAACCAUUUGGUCAACACCUACCCGACAUUAUACAAACCAACGCAUGUGAUGAGAGAACUUAUCAAGCCCAACUAAAUGUAUGCAUUAAAUUGUUGUCCUUCUUUUUCAAUCAUACAGAAUAAGCGUAUCCAGUGAGGAUUAAUUAGUUUGUAGUUUUACAAUAAUGUAGUUAAUAAUUAUCUGAUUAGAGGACUAAAUCAAGAAGUUAAUGGAUAUUAAAAAUCUUCUCAGUUCUCUUCAUGGCCUAAUAGAACACUAAGAUAAUUGUUUGAAAUGGGAUUAAGCCUAAAACUUAAUGUACAUUAACAAUCUUUCCUUUGGG